UUUUCUCCGCCGGGUGGGCGCAGUCUCGGGGGCAGGUUGCGGCGCUCCUCCGGGCUGGGCCGCCUUCCCUCCCGGCUCAGGUCCUCGGGCAGCCGUGGACACAAAGUGGCCGCUGGCGGUCCGUCCCAUCCCACCUCGCCCACCCUUCCCGGCCUCCUCGCCCCGGCGCCCCUCGGGCGGGACAGCCCCGCGCUUGGGCUUUCCUCCUCUCCCCCUCCGGUGCGCCCCUGCGCCGGGAUCGCGGCGGAAACCUCCCUCCCCUUUCGCCUCCGCCGGCUCCUUGCCCUCGCCCCUCCUCCGCCAGCCCCUGGAAUCAGUUCCGUGGGGAAUCGGGGCUUCGCCACCGCGAGGGACAGCCUUUCCGCGCGGGACUCUGGGGCACGGCGCGGGCCAUGUAAGCAGACGCACUACUUUGGCCUUUGGUUUCUCAGCAAGAGCCAGCAAGCACGAUGGGUGGAGCUGGAGAAACCUCUGAAGAAACAUCUGGACAAAUUCGCUAAUGAGCCUCUGCUCUUCUUCGGAGUCAUGUUCUAUGUGCCAAAUGUGUCAUGGCUUCAGCAAGAGGCCACAAGAUAUCAGUAUUACCUGCAAGUCAAAAAAGAUGUCCUGGAAGGGCGCCUACGGUGUACAUUGGAGCAGGUGAUACGACUAGCUGGCUUAGCUGUACAAGCUGAUUUUGGAGAUUAUCAUCAGUUCGAUUCUCAAGAUUUCCUCAGAGAGUAUGUGCUAUUUCCUAUGGAUUUGGCCCUGGAAGAGGCUGUUCUGGAGGAGCUGACCCAGAAGGUAGCCCAAGAACACAAAGCCCACAGUGGAAUCCUUCCUGCAGAAGCUGAGCUUAUGUACAUCAACGAAGUGGAACGUUUGGAUGGAUUUGGACAGGAAAUCUUCCCCGUGAAGGACAAUCAUGGAAACAGUGUGCAUCUUGGCAUUUUCUUUAUGGGAAUUUUCGUGAGAAACAGAAUUGGAAGACAAGCAGUAAUAUACAGGUGGAAUGACAUGGGGAAUAUCACUCAUAACAAGUCAACCAUCCUGGUGGAGCUCAUCAACAAGGAAGAGACUGCCCUCUUUCACACGGAUGAUAUCGAAAAUGCCAAGUAUAUUUCUCGGUUGUUUGCUACACGGCACAAGUUUUACAAACAAAACAAAAUCUGCACUGAACAGUCAAAUUCUCCACCCCCCAUCAGACGCCAGCCCACCUGGAGCCGGUCCUCUCUGCCCAGGCAGCAGCCGUACAUCCUGCCUCCCGUGCAUGUCCAGUGUGGUGAGCACUACUCGGAAACACACACCUCCCAAGACAGCAUUUUCCAUGGAAACGAAGAAGCCUUUUAUUGCAACUCUCACAACAGCUUGGACUUAAACUACUUAAAUGGCACCGUCACCAAUGGCAGCGUGUGUAGCGUUCACAGUGUCAACUCCCUCAGCUGCUCACAGAGUUUCAUCCAGGCCUCCCCGGUAUCCUCCAACCUCAGUAUCCCAGGGAGUGACAUCAUGCGGGCUGACUAUAUCCCUAGCCACCGUCACAGCGCCAUCAUUGUGCCCUCUUACAGGCCGACCCCCGAUUAUGAGACAGUCAUGCGGCAAAUGAAAAGGGGGAUAAUGCACGCGGACAGCCAGAGCCAGUCUCUGAGAAAUCUCAACAUCAUCAACACGCAUGCCUACAACCAGCCAGAGAAUCUGGUGUACAGCCAACCAGAGAUGCGGGAGAGACACCCCUACACUGCUCCCUAUGGGCCCCAGGGGGGCUAUAGCAACAAACUGGUCAGUCCAUCUGACCCGAUGAACCCGAAGAAUAACGUGGUGCCCAGCAAGCCAGGGGCAAGUGCCAUCUCACACACGGUGAGCACCCCGGAGUUGGCCAACAUGCAGCUGCAAGGCACCCAGAACUACAGCGCGGCCCAUAUGCUCAAGAACUAUCUCUUCAGGCCUCCGCCCCCCUACCCACGGCCACGCCCUGCCACCAGCACCCCCGACCUCGCCAGCCAUCGCCACAGGUACGUCAGCGGCAGUAGCCCGGACCUGGUGACCCGGAAGGUGCAGCUCUCGGUGAAGACCUUCCAGGAGGACAGCUCUCCAGUGGUGCACCAGUCUCUCCAGGAGGUGAGCGAGCCCCUCACGGCCACCAAGCACCACGGCACGGUGAACAAGCGCCACAGCCUGGAGGUGAUGAACAGCAUGGUGCGAGGAAUGGAGGCCAUGACGCUCCAGUCGCUCCACCUCCCCAUGGCUCGCCGCAGCACCUUCCGGGAGCAGGGCCCGCCAGAGGGGGCGCCGGGCAGCCACGAGGUUCCCCAGCUUCCUCAGUAUCACCACAAGAAGACUUUCUCCGAUGCCACCAUGCUGAUCCACAGCAGUGAGAGCGAGGAGGAGGAGGAGGCUCCAGAGUCGGUACCCCAGAUCCCCGUGCUCCGGGAGAAGAUGGAGUACAGCGCCCAGCUGCAGGCAGCCCUGGCCCGCAUUCCCAACAAGCCCCCGCCCGAGUACCCCGGGCCCAGGAAGAGUGUGAGCAACGGGGCGCUGAGGCAGGAGCAGGCCGGCCUUCCUCCUGCUGUGGCCAGAGCCAGGGUGCUGAGGCAUGGGCCGGCCAAGGCCAUCAGCGUGUCCCGAGCCGACCCUCAGGCGGUCAACGGGGCCUCUCUCGGCCCAUCCAUCUCCGAGCCCGACCUGACCAGCGUGAAGGAACGGGUCAAGAAAGAGCCUGUGAAGGAGAGACCCGUGUCCGAGAUGUUCUCCCUGGAGGACAGCAUUAUAGAGAGGGAGAUGAUGAUCAGGAAUCUAGAAAAGCAGAAGAUGGCAGGCCUGGAGGCACAGAAGAGGCCGCUGAUGUUGGCAGCGCUGAACGGGCUCUCAGUGGCUCGAGUCACAGGGCGGGAGGAGAGUCGAGUUGAUGCCACCAGAGUUCCCAUGGACGAGAGGUUCAGAACCCUGAAGAAGAAGCUAGAAGAGGGAAUGGUAUUCACAGAAUAUGAGCAAAUUCCAAAGAAGAAGGCAAAUGGCAUUUUCAGCACAGCAGCUCUGCCAGAAAAUGCUGAACGCAGUCGAAUCCGUGAAGUUGUCCCCUAUGAGGAGAAUCGUGUAGAGCUGAUACCAACCAAAGAAAAUAACACAGGAUACAUUAACGCCUCCCAUAUCAAGGUGAUGGUUGGUGGGGCAGAAUGGCACUACAUUGCCACCCAGGGGCCCCUACCACACACAUGCCACGACUUCUGGCAGAUGGUGUGGGAGCAGGGCGUGAAUGUGAUUGCCAUGGUCACCGCAGAGGAGGAGGGCGGACGAACCAAAAGCCAUCGAUAUUGGCCCAAACUGGGUUCCAAGCACAGCUCAGCCACCUAUGGCAAGUUCAAGGUCACCACAAAGUUCCGAACAGAUUCUGGUUGUUAUGCAACCACAGGCUUGAAGGUCAAGCACCUUUUGUCUGGGCAAGAAAGGACGGUGUGGCAUUUGCAAUAUACUGACUGGCCGGAUCAUGGCUGCCCAGAGGACGUCCAAGGAUUUUUGUCCUACUUGGAGGAGAUCCAGUCAGUCCGUCGCCAUACCAACAGCAUGCUGGAAGGCACCAAGAACCGGCACCCUCCCAUCGUGGUCCACUGUAGUGCUGGGGUUGGAAGGACCGGUGUGGUCAUUCUGUCUGAGCUGAUGAUCUACUGCCUGGAGCAUAAUGAAAAGGUGGAAGUGCCCGUGAUGCUGAGGCUCCUCCGGGAGCAGAGGAUGUUCAUGAUCCAGACCAUCGCCCAGUACAAGUUUGUCUACCAAGUCCUCAUCCAGUUUCUCCAAAACUCCAGACUCAUUUGAUCUCCCCGAUCCAGCUCCUGGAGGAGGAACCCAGCUCCAUCAUGCAGGUGGCAAGCCACCUCCAGACAACAUCUGCCCCCCCUGUGGGGGGCGGGCAGCUGGCAACAGGCAGGCCUUGGCUCCCUAAAGUCAGGAGCCAAGGUUAUUCACACACACCAUGUAUUAUUUUAUAUGAGAUAAUUUAUUUUUUCCCCUUUGGAAUAACUUUUGUGAAUUAUUAUAAUGCAGUUUUCGCAAUAAUAUAGUACUUUUCAUUUGAACCAUAUUUUGACUGAUCUGCAUUGUAAUACGGUCAGUAGAGAAGGUCGCCUGGUGGAUCAUUUUUGGGACAGAGGCAUAAGGGAAUACAUCUCUAAUGAAGUCGUAGCCAGAUUUGUAACCAACCCUGAAACCUAUCAGCUUGAUUCAUUCAUCGUUCAUUGCUUAUGUCCAAAUCAAAGAUGGCAAGA
Molecule: messenger RNA, 4238 nt
Organism: Carlito syrichta (Philippine tarsier)
Lineage: Eukaryota; Metazoa; Chordata; Mammalia; Primates; Tarsiidae
Gene: PTPN14
Product: protein tyrosine phosphatase, non-receptor type 14
Exons: 18
Coding region: 526-3789 (1087 amino acids)
Biological process (GO): protein dephosphorylation; lymphangiogenesis
Cellular component (GO): cytoskeleton
Molecular function (GO): protein tyrosine phosphatase activity
Source: RefSeq, a predicted model, not a curated record